Molecule: messenger RNA, 2124 nt
Organism: Cryptococcus amylolentus CBS 6039
Lineage: Eukaryota; Fungi; Basidiomycota; Tremellomycetes; Tremellales; Cryptococcaceae
Exons: 18
Coding region: 1-2124 (707 amino acids)
Biological process (GO): carbohydrate metabolic process
Molecular function (GO): hydrolase activity, hydrolyzing O-glycosyl compounds
Source: RefSeq, a predicted model, not a curated record
AUGCCCACAGACCCCCACUCCACCGUCGACAAGCUCGGCAUCCCCAUCCCAGGCAUCCAGGAUCAUGCGCUCAUUGGAAACUUGCGGACUGCAGCGCUGGUCAGCACAAAUGGCUCUAUCGAGUCUAUGUGUAUCCCGUACUUUGACUCUCCCAGUGUUUUCGCAAGAAUCGUCGAUGCCAACAAGGGCGGACAUUUCUGCAUCACCCCUACCUUUGAUUUCAAGCCCAAACAAGCCUAUGCCCCCAACUCGAAUGUGCUAGUCACCAAGUUUCUCAGCGAACAGGGCGUCGGCGUGAUGACCGACUUCCUCGUACCCAAGGGAGCAUCCCAGUCUUCGCAAAAGCCUCACCUGCCUUGGCUCAUCAGGAAGGUGGAGAGUAUCCGCGGCAAGGUGCCCUUCAGAAUGGAGUGUUCACCCGCCUUCAACUACUGUCGAGACAAGCAUACCACUACUAUGGUUCCAGACGACUCUUCCGCGUCCCUCGCGACCCAGCCUACAAAAGCGCUCUUUACCUCGCCCAACCUGGUGCUCGACCUUCGAACCAUCGCUUGGUCUUCCGACUCGUGCGUUUCGGAUCCCGAAGUCACUUUCAACAUCGAAGACUUUCAAGAGUCUCGCGGCCUCCUCGGGCCUUCCGUCACUUCCAAUUUCGAGCUCGAGGAAGGACAGACUGUCGUUUUUGUGCUGAGAGAAGUGGGGGACUACAAGUAUGAGAGUGAGAAGCAUGAGGAGAUUGCGAAUCCGAGAUCGAUGAGGCAGAAGGAUUUCGGGCUGCCAUUGGACCAGAUGCUGGAAGCUACCAACAAGCUGAGACACAAGGAGAACCCGGUUCUGACCAGGUCUCUCGUAGAAUCCCUUCUCAAAAACACCAACACGUAUUGGCGAAGAUGGAUUGGAAAAAAUCAGUACCGAGGCCGUUGGAGCGAAGAGCUCCUCCGUUCCGCCCUCGUCCUCAAGAUGCUCGUCUUCGAGGAGACCGGCGCCAUCGUCGCAGCCCCCACGUUCUCCCUCCCCGAACACAUCGGCGGCGUCCGUAACUGGGAUUAUCGCUUCACCUGGGUCCGCGACUCAUCCUUCACGCUCUACGCCCUCAUCCGUAUGGGCUUUACGGAAGAGGCAAAUGCAUUUGUCGAGUUUAUCUUGAACAGGCUGAAAGAGCGAAACUCGGAUGGGUCUUUGCAAAUCGUGUAUACAAUCCACGGAGGUAAAGACCUUGAAGAAAUCGAGCUCUCGCAUCUGGAAGGGCACAAGGGCUCCAAGCCUGUGCGUAUUGGGAAUGGCGCCGCCGACCAUCUCCAACUCGAUAUCUAUGGCGAAUUGAUGGAUUGUAUCUACCUCGCGCAGAAGCAUAGUAAACCUCUUGCAAGUCUUAUACAGGAAGGAGAAGGGAGCUGGGACUCUUGGGUCGCAAUCAGACAAGUCGUGGAUUACGUUUGCACCCAAACGGAAGUCGAGGACCUCUCCAUCUGGGAAGUUCGUGGGAAGAGGAAGAAUUUCCUCUACUCAAAAGUCAUGAUGUGGGUCGCUAUCGACCGCGGUAUCCGUCUUGCCGAUAAACGCUGUUUGCCUUGUCCUCAACGACAAAAGUGGAUGGACACGAGAGACAAGUUGUAUGAGGAUGUGCAGAACAAGGGAUGGAACCCGGAGAAGAAGUUCUAUGCACAGAGCUUUGAGGAUCUGGACGCUUUAGAUUCUUCUGUCUUGAUAAUGCCUCUGGUGUUUUUCACUUCUGCCGCCGAUCCUCGCUUCACCAGCACCCUGGAUGCCAUCCUCAAAACACCCGAGAAAGGCGGUCUCACAGCCAACUCUUCCGUCUAUCGCUAUAACACUGCACUUUCCGACGACGGUGUUGGCGGCGAGGAAGGGGCUUUCUCGUUGUGCACGCUAUGGUGCGUGGAGGCCUUGACGAGAGCGGGUGUCUAUAACGAAAAGUACUUGGACAUCGCGGUGAAUAUGUUCAUGGACUUUUUGGGGUAUGGUAAUCAUAUCGGGCUCUACUCUGAGGAGAUCAGCGCAGGCGGUGAAGGCUUGGGGAACACACCUCAAGCAUUCUCACAUGUCACUCUGAUUUCAGCGGCUUUCAACUUGAACAGAGCACUCAGUGGAGCUGGCGUGGAUUAA